AAAAAACAUAACAAAAUGAUUCUGCUUGGAUACUUCAGUUAAAAAUUGAUCACUACUAUACACUAAUACUGAUUUUGAAUCACUGUCAUGAGCUAAACAUCUCACAACACUAAAUGCAACAAAUAUAAAACUGAGCUUCCACAUGAUAAUGUGAACACACCCACAGCCGGCAAUCUGGACGAAUGACGGCUGCCCACGACCCGGAUCAGGCUUCACUGCGAGCGAUAUAAACUCUCAACUUUCACUCGCCGGUUUUGUGAUAUAGGAGGGUGAUAACAAGGCUCGUCGUACCAUGAUGUACAAUCCACACAUAUUGCUAUCCAUUAUUAUAUUUACACGAAUAAAAUAUUAUGCAAUUUCACGUUUGUGGCAAUUCACGGCGCAGAUGUCACAACUUUCAAAUAAUUUCUAAUUAAAAUAAUACUUAAUUCAUAUCGAUUAUUUGUAUACCUUUCACUUCUCACUUUUGUUUAAAAUUAUAAACGUGAUUAGUACAUAUAAUUCAUUUAUAACCAAAACAAUGACAAUAAGUUUUUUUCUCGGGUAUCGAAGAGCAAAUUCUACUAUCUUCUGGAAACCGACUGCCAGCAUGCAUGCACGCACCCACGGACACGCAUCCACCAGUGUAAACAUAGUAAACAGACGCGAGGUCGCAUAGGGUUGACGUUGGCGUUGGGCAGUAAUGGCAGCGAACAGCAUUAGCACCGGCGAGAGAUUAUUGUCUCUGAUUGAUGACAUAGAACUCAUUGCUAAAGAAUUAAUAGAAAAUACGAUCGCACCAAAGCACCAAAAACUGUCAAGUGCAGAACAUGCUCAAAUCACAGAAUUGUUGGUAAUGAAGGACAAUGAACUCAAGGAAACUCUAAAACUAGCUGAUGAACAAGCAAAAGUUAAUCAAAAAAUGGAUGCUCUGAAGGGUGAAGUUGACAGACAAGACCAAUACAUCCAGCAACUACAGAGGCAGUUAAAAGAAGCUGAACAAAUCUUGGCUACAGCUAUUUACCAAGCUAAGCAGAAGCUUCAAUCAAUUGCUAGAGCAAACAAACGACCUGUUUGUUCUGAGGAUUUAAUCAAGUUUGCCCAUCGAAUCAGUGCUUCAAAUGCUGUCUGUGCCCCUCUUACUUGGCAGCAGGGAGAUCCCCGAAGACCAUAUCCCACUGAUAUCGAAAUGAGAUGUGGUCUUCUGGGACGACUGAGUGAUCUUCCUAUUAAUGGACAUCUCUUGUCUUCCAAUAGUUUGAGUGAAUUACACAGAGCAGGUCAUGCUCCAGGUGCAGAACCUCCUGCGUCUCAACAAAAUCAGUUUGCGUGGCAUCCAUCAGGGGAGAUUCACAUGACUGUAGGGAAUCAAGUGGGUAGUGUUGCAAUGGACACUCGCAACCAUAACAAGGAAGCAGAAGAUGUAGAAGUCAUGUCAACUGAUUCCAGUAGUAGUUCUUCAAGUGACUCACAGUGAAGGCGGCAAAUGUACACCUAAUUUGCAUGGUGUAAUGUACUUUCGUAUGUUGUAGAAAUGAAUGCACUGAAGUAUUUAUUCCAAAACUAAUUGAAUUAGUGUGCAGUACAUAAUCAGAUGUACUGUGGAACUGUAUUUAAAUAAUAAUUUUGUUUGAAGUACUGCAUUGGGAAGAAUCCCUUUCUAAACAUUGCAGUAUUUGGUAGAAUUCUGGAACAAUAAUAAAUUCAAGAACAAGGUAGUGGUACUGCCAGAAAUAAUAGUAUUAAGUUGUUUUGUAAUAAGCUGGACGUAGUUUCCUUAAAUGUCAUCAACUCAGAAUUAAUGUGCUUACAUGAAUUCACGUGAUUUUGUAUUAUUCCUUCCCUUUCUGAGAUAUUUGGUGUCUGUUAUUAUUUUAAAUGUUUGCUUUGUUAAACUUGUAAAAUGUAUGUUGUUUUGAGAUUAUUUUGUAAAUAAGUCUGAAUUGUCAGUACAAACAUUAGAGAAUAAUUAAUAAUAUAAUAAGUGACAUUCUUUAUGGAAAAAAAAAAAAGAGAAUCAAAGUUCUUUGUUCAAUUUUUUUUUUACAACUGUAACUAAUGUACUUUUUUAGAUUAAUAGAUGUUAAUGAACAUGCUAAACUAUUUCUAAUAACACUAGAUUAUAAAAUCAGCUUUUAUUGUCUGUUCAAUAUUGGAAAGUCAUAUUUGUUCUUUUGUCACUGCAGUUUUAAUUUCCUAUCUACAUGGUAAUUCUGCCAAUGAGUAAAAGAUAUCCACAGUAAUUUUUGUACAUUUUACAAGAAAAAUAUAAAAUCAUUGUUUGUUUAUCAGUAUCUCUC
Messenger RNA from Gryllus bimaculatus (two-spotted cricket), 2279 nucleotides. Lineage: Eukaryota; Metazoa; Arthropoda; Insecta; Orthoptera; Gryllidae. The record is from the annotation of a GenBank genome assembly.